Messenger RNA from Eublepharis macularius, 1493 nucleotides. It is a transcript of the gene NIT1, whose product is annotated as nitrilase 1. The transcript has 7 exons. NCBI's taxonomy places the organism in Eukaryota, Metazoa, Chordata, Lepidosauria, Squamata, Eublepharidae. Gene Ontology annotation, molecular function: hydrolase activity, acting on carbon-nitrogen (but not peptide) bonds, in linear amides. The coding region runs from base 89 to 1138 and encodes 349 amino acids. The record is from RefSeq and is a predicted model, not a curated record.
CUUUGUUAGAGGCGCUGAUUUGACUUCCUCCCUGGACUUUGGAGCCUGGUCUGGGGGGGCGUUCUCAGCCGCUUCACUUUUUCUACUCAUGUAUGCGCGGGCGUGGGGGGCUCGGCUGAGAAAACUGAUCCAGAACCCUUUGCAGACUUUUCUUAAAGGCAUCUUCCUUCCCAGGCCGUGGAAGCAGUUUUGGCAGAUCAAAACCCUAACACCUGACCACAGGCUCUCUGCUGCCCCCUGUGGAUUCAGAGCCAUGUCUGCUGCUGCAGGCUCCCUGAAGCCCCUCAUUGCUGUCUGCCAGGUGACCUCGACCCCCAACAGAGACCAGAACGUGGAAUGCUGUUCCAGCCUCAUCCGGGAGGCGGCCCAGCGGGGUGCCUGUGUCGUCUUCCUCCCUGAAGCCUUUGACUUUAUUGGCAGCAACACGGAAGAGACCCUCCACCUGGCUGAGCCCCUGGAAGGGGAUUGCUUCCAGCAUUAUGCCAGCCUGGCCAGGGAAUGCGGGGUCUGGUUGUCCCUUGGAGGCUUCCACGAGAGAGGCAGCAAUUGGGAGAGCACAGGCAGGAUCUACAACUGCCAUCUACUCCUGGAUCCCAAAGGAACCUUGGUAGCAGCCUACAGAAAGACUCACCUUUGCGACGUGGAGCUGGAGGGUCGAGUGUCCAUGAAGGAAAGCGCCUUUACCAAUCCGGGCUCUGAGAUUGUGUCACCUGUCAGCACCCCAGCUGGAAAGGUUGGUUUGGCCAUCUGUUACGACCUACGUUUCCCAGAGAUGUCACUUGCCCUGGCCCAGGACGGGGCAGAGAUUCUGACAUAUCCAUCAGCCUUCACGGUGACCACAGGUUCUGCCCACUGGGAGGUGCUGCUGCGAGCCCGUGCCAUUGAGACCCAGUGCUACGUGGUGGCAGCCGCUCAGACAGGCAAGAACCACGAGCGCCGCACCUCCUACGGCCACUCCAUGAUAGUGGACCCUUGGGGCAGCGUCAUUGCCCAGUGCCAAGAGGGAACAGGCCUGUGCUAUGCUGAGAUUGAUCUGGCUUACUUGCGGCGCAUCCGGCAGGAAAUCCCGGUCUUCUCCCACCGCCGAACUGACCUGUAUGGCCAGGUGGCCUCCCUGAAGAGCCCUACAACCUCAUGAUCAGCCUGCCUGCCACACAGGACUCUCAGGCACUGCCAGGCUGGCCUCCGAAACCAAACCCACAGGAUUACAAGGAAAGAAUAAGCCCCCAUCCUGCCUGGACCUAAUCAACUAUUGAUUUGUGCACUGGUGAAGAGCAGCAGUAAUUGUGGGGGUGGGUAAAAAGUGGGACUGACAAACUGAGCCCCCACUUAUGCCCGAUUCAGAACGCUUUGGCCCUGUCCCCCCGCUAGAAAACCAAGACUCUACUCAUUUCUGCCACUACAAAAAGUAUCACCUUGGUCAUAGAUUCCUUCUAUGCCGCCGCACUCCAGCGCAGGUUCUAGAUGAUCACUUUUCACCUCAAUAAAUUAUC